Molecule: messenger RNA, 753 nt
Organism: Canis lupus familiaris (dog)
Lineage: Eukaryota; Metazoa; Chordata; Mammalia; Carnivora; Canidae
Gene: NUDT1
Product: nudix hydrolase 1
Exons: 4
Coding region: 147-617 (156 amino acids)
Biological process (GO): DNA protection
Molecular function (GO): 8-oxo-7,8-dihydroguanosine triphosphate pyrophosphatase activity
Source: RefSeq, a predicted model, not a curated record
GCGCCGGAAGUGCCGGCCUCGCUUCCGGCCGAGGCCACGCCCCCGGAAGCGGCGCCCCAGAUCCGAAAGCGCGCGCGGAGCCGAGUGGUGCGGAGCUGGGACGCGGGAGUCGGGCGCUGAGCCCCAGCCGGGGGCUCCCGGGGACCAUGGGCACCUCCAGGCUCUACACCUUGGUACUAGUGCUGCAGCCUGAGCGAGUUCUCCUGGGCAUGAAGAAGCGAGGCUUUGGGGCUGGCCGGUGGAAUGGCUUCGGGGGCAAAGUUCAAGAAGGAGAGACCAUCGAGGACGGGGCCAAAAGGGAGCUGCGAGAGGAGAGCGGUCUGACUGUGGACACACUUCACAAGGUGGGCCAGAUCAUGUUUGAGUUUGUGGGUGAGCCUGAGCUGAUGGACGUACACAUCUUCUGCACAGACAGCGUCCAGGGGACGCCUGUGGAAAGCGAUGAAAUGCGCCCUCAGUGGUUUCAGCUGGACCAAAUCCCCUUCACUGACAUGUGGCCGGAUGACAGCUACUGGUUUCCCCUUCUGCUCCAGAAGAAGAAAUUCCAUGGGUACUUCAGGUUUCAGGGUCCCAACACCAUCCUGGACUAUACGCUACGUGAGGUGGACAAACUAUAGAGGCAGUACGGUGCAGGGGACUGGCUGCAGAACCACCGCACUGUCACUUCACGCACUCACUGAGCCCCAAGGCGGGACUGCAGUUGGGGGGUGGAGUGGAGGUGGACAUGAAAAUAAAGAUCUUUUAUCUCUUCCA